Rhea pennata is the source of this 1062-nucleotide messenger RNA. Its product is annotated as apelin receptor A-like. NCBI's taxonomy places the organism in Eukaryota, Metazoa, Chordata, Aves, Rheiformes, Rheidae. The coding region runs from base 1 to 1062 and encodes 353 amino acids. Gene Ontology annotation, cellular component: membrane; external side of plasma membrane. The transcript has a single exon. Gene Ontology annotation, biological process: neurogenesis; brain development; cell chemotaxis. Gene Ontology annotation, molecular function: C-C chemokine receptor activity; C-C chemokine binding. The record is from RefSeq and is a predicted model, not a curated record.
AUGGAGUACGACGCGGAGGCGGACUACUACUACGGCGAGGAGGGCAACGAGACGGGCGAGGGGUGUGAGGGGCAGGCGGACUGGGAGGCGUCCUUCUCGCUCCUGCCCGCGCUCUACACGCUCGUCUUCGUGCUGGGGCUCGCGGGCAACGGGCUGGUGCUGCUGACGGUGUGGCGCAGCCCGCGGGCCAAGCGCCGCUCCGCCGACGCCUACAUCGGCAACCUGGCGCUGGCCGACCUGGCCUUCGUGGCCACGCUGCCGCUGUGGGCCGCCUACACGGCGCUGCGCUUCCACUGGCCCUUCGGCGCGGCGCUCUGCAAGCUCAGCAGCUACCUGGUGCUGCUCAACAUGUUCGCCUCCGCCUUCUGCCUGGGCGGGCUCAGCGCCGAGCGCUACCGCGCCGUGGCCCGCGCCGCCCCUCCGCCGCCGUCCCGCCGCCCGGCCGCCGCCGCGCUGGGCCCGCUGGCGGCUCUCUGGGCGGCGGCGGCGGCGGCGGCGCUGCCGGCGCUGCUGCUGCGCGAGGCGCGCCGCGGGCCGCGCAACCGCACGCUGUGCGACGUGGCGGCGGGCGGCGCGCCGGGGCGGGCGGCGGCGCUCAGCCUGGCCACCACGGCGCUGGGCUUCGGCGCGCCGCUGCUCCUCAUGGCCGUGUGCUACUGCCGCCUGGGCGCCGCCGUGCGCCGGCACCUGCGCCCGCGGCGCGCCGAGGCGGCGGCGCGCCGGCGCCUGCUGCGCCUCGUCGCGGCCCUCGUGGCCGUCUUCGCCGGCUGCUGGCUGCCCUUCCACCUGCUCAAGAGCCUCUUCGUGCUGGCCGCCGCCGGGCUGCUGGAGCUGCCGUGCGCGCUGCUCGGCCUCAUCGCCCGCCUGCACCCUUACGCCACCUGCCUCGCCUACCUCAACAGCUGCCUCAACCCGCUGCUCUACGCCUUCCUCGACGGGCGCUUCCGCGCCCAGUGCCGCCUGCUGCUGGGGCCGCGCGGGCCGCGCCGCCCGCCCGCCGCCUCCGCGCUCAGCGGUGCCACGCAGCGCUCCGAGCUGCCCUCGGCCGGCACCAAGGUGUAG